Molecule: messenger RNA, 444 nt
Organism: Aureobasidium musti
Lineage: Eukaryota; Fungi; Ascomycota; Dothideomycetes; Dothideales; Saccotheciaceae
Source: the annotation of a GenBank genome assembly
AUGGCCGCUAGAUCCCGUCUGCCCCUCAUUGCUGGCCUCGGUGCCGCCACCUUUGGUGGUUACUACAUGUACAGAGCUGGUGGCAGCCCCAAGGUCGCUGAGAAGGAGAUGGANGUAUCAACAAAGGAUGAGCUUCCUGGCCGUGCCAAGGAGUUCAAGACCGAGGCAAAGGUCUACGGCGAGCAGAUUGGUCAGAAGAUUGACGGUGCCGUCAAGGACGCCCGCGACAAGACGCGCGAGUUGGACGCAAAGUUCGAGUCGUACCGCGCUGACGCAGAGAAGAACAUCGACCAGUACAGAAAGGAGGCCAACAAGGAAUUUAACAGCGCCGUUGACACCUUUGACAAGAAGGUCGGUGAUGCUGCUGCCAACGCAAAGGCCACCGUCGAGGCCAAUGCAGAAAAGGCAAAGAGCGGCUUCUCCAGCUGGUUCGGCGGCAAGUAA